GCCGUAAUCCGAAGAAAACUCAGCCGCUCUAUUUCACGAACUCUAAAACUCCAUUGCCGUUCCAAAUCUCUCUCUCAGAAACGGAGAGAUAGGAAAACGAUAAUGGCGGCAGAGUCAAUGAGAGCAGCUUCUUCUGUGUGCAAUUUCAAUGGCUCUCAGAGAAGGCCUGCAUCGCCUCUCUUUCGAACUCCCUUUCUACUUCGUUCUUCGCGAACUUUCUCUUCCUUUACUCUGUCUUCCCGCUCCCAAUUUUUCGGUAGAAACCUUCGUCUGGCCUCAUCACCUCCCUCAAACCUCUGUAAGAACAGACGCAACCUCUCUGUCUUUGCUAUGGCUGCCGAAGAUGGAAAGCGCUCGGUCCCGCUAGAAGACUAUAGGAACAUUGGAAUCAUGGCUCAUAUUGAUGCCGGUAAGACGACUACAACAGAGCGUAUUCUAUACUACACAGGGAGAAACUACAAGAUAGGGGAAGUACACGAGGGAACGGCGACAAUGGACUGGAUGGAGCAAGAACAAGAAAGAGGAAUAACCAUUACUUCUGCUGCAACUACUACAUUCUGGAACAAACACCGUAUUAAUAUUAUUGAUACACCGGGUCAUGUUGAUUUUACACUUGAGGUGGAGCGUGCGCUUAGAGUGUUGGAUGGUGCAAUAUGCCUAUUUGACAGUGUUGCUGGAGUUGAACCACAAUCUGAAACUGUGUGGAGGCAGGCUGAUAAGUAUGGAGUUCCCAGAAUUUGCUUUGUCAACAAAAUGGAUCGCCUUGGAGCUAACUUUUUCCGAACAAGAGACAUGAUUGUCACAAAUUUGGGUGCCAAGCCACUUGUUAUUCAAUUACCAAUUGGCUCUGAAGAUAACUUUAAGGGUGUUAUUGAUCUUGUGAGGAUGAAAGCUAUAGUUUGGUCGGGAGAAGAGUUGGGUGCUAAGUUUGCGUAUGAAGAUAUUCCAGAAGACCUUAAGGAUCUCGCUGAAGACUAUCGAUCUCAGAUGGUUGAGACUGUUGUCGAGUUGGAUGAUCAAGCCAUGGAUAACUACUUGGAAGGAAUUGAACCUGAUGAGUCGACCAUUAAGAGGCUUAUUCGGAAGGGGACGAUAUCUGCUUCAUUUGUUCCUGUAUUGUGUGGCUCAGCUUUCAAAAACAAGGGGGUCCAACCAUUGCUUGAUGCUGUUGUGGACUAUUUACCUUCACCGGUUGAGUUGCCGCCCAUGAAGGGAACUGACCCGGAGAACCCAGAACUGAUAGUUGAGAGGGCUGCCAGUGAUGACGAACCAUUUUCAGGACUAGCUUUCAAGAUCAUGAGUGAUCCUUUCGUAGGAUCACUGACAUUUGUGAGAGUAUACGCAGGUAAACUUUCUGCAGGAUCUUAUGUAUUGAAUUCGAACAAAGGAAAGAAAGAGAGAAUUGGUAGACUUCUUGAAAUGCAUGCAAACAGCAGAGAGGAUGUAAAGGUGGCCCUUGCUGGGGAUAUUGUUGCUCUUGCCGGUCUUAAAGAUACCAUUACUGGUGAAACCCUGUGUGAUCCAGAUAAGCCUAUUGUACUUGAACGGAUGGACUUCCCUGAUCCUGUGAUUAAGGUUGCAAUCGAGCCCAAAACUAAAGCUGAUGUCGAUAAGAUGGCAACUGGUUUAAUCAAGCUGGCUCAAGAAGACCCAUCGUUCCACUUCUCACGUGAUGAAGAGAUUAACCAGACUGUGAUUGAAGGCAUGGGAGAGUUGCAUCUUGAAAUCAUUGUUGACAGGCUCAAGAGGGAAUUCAAGGUUGAAGCUAAUGUCGGUGCGCCGCAAGUUAACUACCGAGAAAGUAUUUCGAAAAUUUCGGAAGUGAAGUAUGUGCACAAAAAGCAAUCCGGUGGUCAAGGACAGUUUGCUGAUAUUACAGUGCGGUUCGAACCCAUGGAAGCAGGCUGUGGAUACGAGUUCAAAAGUGAAAUCAAGGGAGGAGCAGUGCCAAAAGAAUACAUUCCUGGGGUGGUCAAGGGAUUGGAAGAGUGUAUGAGCAAUGGGGUUCUUGCUGGCUUUCCCGUGGUUGACGUUCGCGCGGUGCUCGUUGAUGGUACAUACCAUGAUGUAGAUUCAAGUGUGUUGGCCUUUCAACUUGCAGCCAGGGGAGCUUUCAGGGAAGGGAUGAGGAAAGCAGGUCCUAAAAUGCUCGAACCAAUCAUGAAAGUUGAGGUUGUGACCCCAGAGGAACAUCUUGGAGACGUAAUUGGAGAUCUCAACUCCAGGAGAGGACAGAUCAACAGCUUUGGUGACAAGCCUGGGGGUCUCAAGGUGGUGGAUUCGCUGGUUCCUCUAGCAGAGAUGUUUCAAUACGUCAGUACGCUAAGGGGGAUGACAAAAGGGAGAGCUUCAUACACAAUGCAAUUGGCCAAGUUCGAUGUGGUACCUCAGCACAUCCAGAACCAGCUUGCUACCAAGGAGCAAGAAGUUGCUGCUUGAUUUUGGUUCCUGUUUUGAACAACCUGCGAUUCUUUGUCUGUUGGGUCAGGGGCUUGGUGUUAUUAAAUUAUGCCAUGUUUGUGCAAAGAUGAUUGCUGUUCCUGGGACACUUAGCCCUUCAAGCAAGGUGUACUUAUUCAAGUACUUGGCUGUCCAUUUGUUAAAUUUCGACCCAAUUGAAUCAAUUUUGAAUGUAUAAUUAAUUUCCCAA
Molecule: messenger RNA, 2650 nt
Organism: Cucurbita pepo subsp. pepo (vegetable marrow)
Lineage: Eukaryota; Viridiplantae; Streptophyta; Magnoliopsida; Cucurbitales; Cucurbitaceae
Product: elongation factor G-2, chloroplastic
Biological process (GO): ribosome disassembly; translational elongation
Cellular component (GO): chloroplast
Molecular function (GO): GTPase activity; GTP binding; translation elongation factor activity
Source: RefSeq, a predicted model, not a curated record